UCUCGUCUUUUAUCACUCUCUUCUCUCUCUCUAAACCAUACAUUCUCUCUCUAUAUCUCUCUCUCUCUCUCAUGGCCGCUUGUCGCCGGAAACCUCCAAAAUAAUAACAACACAUACAUUUCUCAGUUCUUAUUUCCCACUUCUCAUUUCUCACAAUGUCUCCGUUCACAACAAUAUUUCUCUUUUCCAUUUUUACCCUUCACCACCACCGAGUCACAUCCGAUCUGACUCAGGAAAAGCAAGCGCUUCAAACCUUCAUCUCGAAGCUUCCACACGACUCUCGCUACUCAUGGAACCCAUCGGACUCCGUUUGCAACUGGCGCGGCGUCACCUGCGACGCCACCAACUCCUCUGUCAUCUACCUCCGUCUCCCUGGAGCCAGGCUCGUCGGAGAAAUCCCGCCGAAGACAAUCGGAACGCUGACGAAACUCCGUGUACUCUCUCUCAGAUCCAAUGGCCUCUCCGGUAACAUUCCUGAUGAUUUGGCGAAUCUCGGUAAUAUUCGGAGUGUUUAUUUGCAGAAUAAUAAGUUUUCCGGUGAGUUUCCGGCGAGUGUGACGAACAUGAGUGGCGUAGAGCGGUUAGAUCUUUCAGGUAAUGAGUUUUCCGGUCAGAUUCCGUUUUCUGUUAACAAUUUGAAACGGUUAAGUGAACUUAGGUUAGAGAACAACAGUUUUUCCGGUCAGCUUCCGAGUAUAAACCUAGCGAGUUUAUCCGAUUUAAACCUAGCGAAUAAUAAACUCAACGGUUCAAUUCCGAAAUCGUUAGCUAGAUUUCCGGAAUCUGCAUUCUCCGGUAACAUAAAUCUGUGUGGAAAUCCUCUUCCGCCGUGUAACAAUACAUUUUUUCCGUCUCCGGCGCCGUCUCCGUCGUCGAUUUCAUCGCCUCCAGUCGGAAAAAAGUCUAAAAAGCUCUCAACCGGAGCAAUCGUCGCUAUAGCAGUCGGAUCUGCGUUAAUCCUCGCUCUACUGUUACUAAUCCUGUUACUAUGCCUACGAAAAAAACGUAAUCAACAAGCGAAACAGCCUCCAAAACCACCAGUGCAAACUCCAGCAGCCGGAGGAGCAACCAGAGCGGUUACAGAAGCCGGAACGUCGUCAUCGAAGGAUGACGUCACCGGAGCGUCAGCAGAAGGUGAGAGAAACAAGCUAGUGUUCUUCGACGGAGGAAUAUACAGCUUCGAUUUGGAGGAUUUGUUGCGAGCAUCUGCGGAGGUGUUAGGUAAGGGUAGCGUAGGGACGUCGUACAAGGCGGUGCUGGAGGAAGGUACGACGGUGGUGGUGAAGCGGUUGAAAGAUGUGGUGGUGACGAAGAAGGAGUUUGAGGCACAGAUGGAGAUUUUGGGGAAGAUGAAGAACGAAAAUGUGGUUCCGUUAAGAGCUUUUUAUUAUUCAAAGGAUGAGAAAUUGCUUGUUUCUGAUUUCAUGCCUGCUGGUAGCUUAUCUGCUCUUCUUCAUGGAAGUAGAGGUUCGGGUCGAACGCCGCUCGAUUGGGACCAUCGGAUGAGGAUCGCGUUGAAUGCCGCGAGAGGGAUCGCCUACUUACAUGUAGCCGGAAAAGUGGUUCACGGCAAUAUCAAAUCAUCCAACAUCCUCCUUCGACAGGACACCGGUAGAGAUGCUGCCGUGUCAGACUUUGGGCUCAACACGCUCUUUAGCGGGUCAAGCUCGCCAAACAAUCGGGUCACGGGCUACCGGGCCCCGGAAAUACUCGAGACCCGAAAAGUAACAUUCAAAUCCGACGUGUAUAGCUUUGGGGUUUUGCUAUUGGAGCUUUUAACCGGCAAAGCUCCAAACCAAGCCUCGUUGGGCGAGGAAGGGAUCGACUUGCCGCGGUGGGUGCAGUCGGUUGUGCGCGAAGAAUGGACCGCUGAGGUUUUUGAUGUGGAGUUAAUGAGGUAUCAAAAUAUUGAAGAGGAGAUGGUUCAAUUGUUACAAAUAGCAAUGGCGUGUGUAUCGACUGUGCCAGAUCAGCGACCAUCGAUGCAGGAGGUGGUGAGGAUGAUGGAGGAUAUGAAUCGGGCUGAAACGGAUGACGGGUUGAGACAGUCGUCGGAUGACCCGUCAAAGGGAUCCGACGGUCAGACACCUCCAACCGAGACCCGAAACUCACCCGCAACUGUCACGCCGUAGACCUCUCGAAUAAUCGGCAUGAAAAUAGAGUAGAGAAUUAAUUUUUGGAAAAAUAUUCCCCUUUUUUUUUCUUUUUGGUGAUUUUAUGUUGAUUUUGAUAUGUGAAAUUGAUUUUUAUGAGUCGGGUCAAGUCGGGUUCCAUAGGAGUUGAUUGGAAAAUAGUUGUUUAUGUGUUAUUCUUUGGUAAAUCUCAAGAAAAAGAACCAACAUUCUUGCAGAUGGUCAUGUGUAUGUCUUUUUCUUUAUUUUUUAUUUUUUUU
Messenger RNA from Helianthus annuus (common sunflower), 2392 nucleotides. RefSeq names its product probable inactive receptor kinase At2g26730. NCBI's taxonomy places the organism in Eukaryota, Viridiplantae, Streptophyta, Magnoliopsida, Asterales, Asteraceae. The record is from RefSeq and is a predicted model, not a curated record. Gene Ontology annotation, biological process: protein phosphorylation. The transcript is spliced from 2 exons. Gene Ontology annotation, molecular function: protein binding; ATP binding; protein kinase activity. Bases 156 to 2132 code for a protein of 658 amino acids.